GUUUUUUUUUUUUUUUUUUGCCUUCUGCGCUUGCUCCAGCCUACUACCUCUUUAACCCUACCCAUAAUCUUCAACAUGAAAAUAAAAAACACGCCUCAAGAUAGGUUCAGUCACUUUGAUAAGCACGUCGACCGAACACCAAAUCUCAGUAGUCGAAAUCAGCGGCCUGGUUGGACAAGGUCUCGGUGCAAAUCUCCAUUUUCCGCCGAAGGGGACGCCAAGCAACACCCAGCUUACUACAACAAGAAGCGACGGCGGACUCCACCUUCUCUCAACAAGGAUGAUCUAACAUAUCAUCCUCAGCAUACCAGUGCAUUAUCAGACGAAUACCUUUUAGAAUUACGAAGAAAAGCAUUUACAGAGCUUCAUGUUCAGACCCAAGCUUAUAACGAUUCGUUCGUGGCCCGUAUGCAGUAUAUGGAAUCCUUGCCCCAAGAAGAACAACGACAUUUGUGGGGUAUGCUGACUGAUCCAAAUGAAAGCCCCAACGAUAAAGACACCCAGGCUGUGCUAGAGAUUAUUGAUAUGCUGGAGCGAAAUUCUGUGAAUGAUUAUGGCGCUUACCUUGAACGCCUUCAGACUCUAGAUGAUUCACCGUCUUCUCCUGAGCACGACGUUGGAGACUUUUGGUAAUGGCCAGAAGUGAACAAACUAUAUCUUCUUGUAUACACCAGCUUCUUACACCAUCAACUGAUACACCAUGACCGAACUCCACCAUCCCGGCUGUCUUUCGGCGACACUGCACUUCACCGUUCAAACCAACUACAUUUCUUUUCGUUUCGAUCCAUCAUAACAAAACUACCAAAAACAUCUAUAUAAUUAUAAUCCCACUGUCACCUUGAGUUUCGACCAUCGGCGCUUGUAUAAAAAAAAACUCCCCUCCCACACAUAUAUAAAAAAAACCUUAGUACUUCAACCAACCAUCUGGAUUUGUUACAAAGCAACCCUUUAAAGCAACGUAUAUAACUGUAGUAUUUUUCUAGACUCCACCUUCGAUUUCUCUUCAUUAUUUAUCUAUCGAUGUGUCGAAUUGUCUAAUACCUCUACCUCUAGAGUGUACAAGUAAAUAAACUCUAUUACACGCA
Umbelopsis ramanniana AG is the source of this 1085-nucleotide messenger RNA. RefSeq lists its product as uncharacterized. The record is from RefSeq and is a predicted model, not a curated record. The transcript has 3 exons. NCBI's taxonomy places the organism in Eukaryota, Fungi, Mucoromycota, Umbelopsidomycetes, Umbelopsidales, Umbelopsidaceae. Bases 76 to 633 code for a protein of 185 amino acids.